UGUUGCAACAGGAUUGAUUCUGCAUUUACUUUUGCAUAAUGCACCGGUUCAGUGACAUCAUGAUUCACGGGGACAAUUCUACAGCGCAAUGGCGGCCUCAACUUUCAAGCAAGCUUGCCCAAGGCCAAUUCCAAUUCUGCCACAAAUCCGCAGCAUUGGUUGUCUCUCCCCCGUGAGUACGCUGUGGGUAGGUUCCUCCACUCAGCUGCAACCUUGAUUCCGGUGACCAAGACGGCUUGUUCUUAUGUGCUCGGAUUGCACCAUAUACAGCCACCCCAGCACCUUCAGAACCCCAUCCAGAUUACUUUGAGCAAGAAAACCUGGGUUUUCGGCCUCCAAUUGACUGACGCCCCACUUCCCUGAAAGCUGAGGAGAAUGCUGGGUUUUUCUCGGCAUGAUGUGAAGGUGGCAGCAUUGGCAAUUGUGAUGAUGCUGGUCAUGCCCGGUCUGCAGCCCACCCCGCGGGUUCCCGACACAUCCUACAGGGCCAACCCCAGCACACUACAGCAGCAUGUGGAGUACUUUGACAGGAACCGUGACGGGGUCAUCAGCCUGCCUGAGACUUUUGAAAGCCUCAACCGGUUGGGUUUUAACUGGUGGGGCAACUUUUACCGAGCCCCAUUCAUCAAUUGGGGCCUGACGAUGGGGCUAUAUGUCAAAGGGUUCCCUCCUCUUAGCUUGUCGUCGCUCAUCUCUCCGGCCUUCUGGAACCACCUUCUGUCGUUCGACUUCCAGUUGCGGGUCCCCAUCCAGACCAUCCACCAGACGAUCCACCCCAGCGACUCGGGCGUGUACGACAAGAACGGGCAGUUCAAUGAAGCGAAGUUCGAGCGGCUGAUGUCGUUCGACAAGGCCGGCAAAGGCGGCAUCAAUCGGUGCGAAAUGACCCGCUUCAUCAAGGCAAACAACAACCCUCCAGACGUACCCGGCAAUAUCGGUUCCAAAUUCGAGUGGUUCAAUGUGUUCGAGAUCCUGCACGACGACAAAGGCGUCAUGAGCAGGGAGAAACUCCUCAAGAUGUACAACGGGUCCGUGUUUGAGGAGAUCGAGCGCGCGGUCGCUGCUAAGAAGGGCAUCCAGACCGUGAGGACCUCCGCAAUGAAGAACGAUGCUUAGAGGCUGGCAUUUCUGUGGUCGUACAACCAUAACUUAUGAGGGGUUGCCGGCCGUCCAUCCUGUAUGCAGCAUUCAUCUCUCUUGAAUCUAGAGCCGAGGCAAACUGGUUUUUCAUGGGCCUCAAUGUUACGAACUACAUAGUAUGUUCGCUAAAACAAUCUGCACGAUUAUUAAGUAGAUGACACUCCUGAAGAAUGUUUAUGCUGAUUGGAUAUCGUGAAGACUGACCUUAGGUCUGCAGAUUACUUUGUACUAGCUCAAACUGGAAAGGUUGAACUGUAUACUGUAGUUGGCCGGUUUAAGCUCCUUAAGCCUGCGUGCACCACAUUGUAGCCACAAAAAAUCUAACCAGCAGCAGCCAAUGAACCACGUGGUUCAAACUUGCCAUCUUCAUGUUUAAGAUAUACCUAGGUAGUACAUACACACGUCCAUUAGUCGGAAU
Messenger RNA from Klebsormidium nitens, 1558 nucleotides. Lineage: Eukaryota; Viridiplantae; Streptophyta; Klebsormidiophyceae; Klebsormidiales; Klebsormidiaceae. The record is from the annotation of a GenBank genome assembly.